GAUGUGAUCAUCGCAAUAGCGAAUACGGCAUUUGUGAUGUCCGAAUUUCCCGUAAUCCUGUCACUGGAAAACCACUGCUCGCUGAAGCAACAAAGGAAAAUAGCACAGUACUGUCGCGAAAUUUUUGGAGAUCUGCUACUCAGCGAGCCCUUAAGCGAAUAUCCGGCAACUGUGCAGACAUCUCGCUUUUGUAAAGCGCAUAUUGAAUCAGUGCUUUUUUUUUUGAGCAAAAAUCUAGUUUUGCCAGCAUAUUUACCUGACGAAUCGGUGCAGAAGCAGGGAUCGAUUGAUUCAACUUUUAGCGAUAAAGCACCUACUUCACAAAGCGCUGCAGAAAGCGAUUUGAGUGAAAGCGAGUACAGCGAAAAAGGUAUCAGGGAAGUUUUUUCUAUAUUAGUAUCACGUUGUCAAGCUGGCAGUUGA
Molecule: messenger RNA, 423 nt
Organism: Gongylonema pulchrum
Lineage: Eukaryota; Metazoa; Nematoda; Chromadorea; Rhabditida; Gongylonematidae
Source: the annotation of a GenBank genome assembly